AUGAGUAACAAACGAUAUAGUCACCUAUCUACAACGAGGAAAGAACACUUUAAUACGGAAAAGGAGAUCCAGAAGUACCAGUUGGAUGUAUCCACUUUUGAUGUUAUCAAGGUCAACAACUUCAGAAACUAUAACUGCUCCACGCUCUUCUGGUAUUUUUACAUGUGGACAUUGGUUUUCUUGUCGUUUGCAUUGUUGGCCACUGAUGUAUAUUCCUGUCUAAACAUCUUAGUCUUCCACAAAUGGGCCACAGAUGACUACAAACCCUAUGCAUACGCCAUUGCCAAAUGGAUCUUCACCGGCUGUAUAAUAUUUCAGUUUGUGUUGUUAUUCUACCAUUGGAUGUGGGCGAUUCAUAUCUUGAGGACGAAGAACAUAGCAUUGGUCUAUUUGAAUUCCAUUGCCAAGAAGGUGUAUUCUAUCAGGAGCUAUGAUUACUUUUGCUUGUUGAACAACAUCAACGAAGGAAGCUUUUUUGAUUGGUGCUGCUUUCUAACUUACUACGAGUUGGACAACGCUCUCCAGAUACUUGUUGCUGAUACUCCGCGUCAAGUCAUCAAUGUUUUGACGCUACGAUACUAUGCCACUGGUGGUGAGUUGAACAAUAACAUUCUCCAGAACAUUGAAGACAUCGCAAAGACCAACUUGUACUUGUCUAUUAUUCUUAGCUUCAUGUGCUUGUCGGUGUUCAUCUAUGCCAUCUUUUUCUUUCGAUUUUUGUUUGGCAUGAUCUGCUAUGUUCCAUUGAAAGUUCAAUUGAAAAAGGACAACUACAAUUCAUUCAAGGACUACUGUUGUAGCAUAGUGAAUGAUCACAUUGAGAAUGCUGUCCGUUUGAACCAUAAAUCGAAGACAGUGUUGUUGGAACAAGGUAUUCUAUCAGAAGAGAGAAUUGCCAAAUUGCCGGUGUUGGGAGAAAAUCCUCCAAAUUACAACGACUACUCGAAAACCUUUUACCGAACCACUACUCAAGACUACUCUACAAAGGAAUCCAUUAUCCCGUUGGGUAAUAUGAAGAACAGGUCUGAUUCGACACAUGACUUGGGGGUUCAAUAUGGUAACCAAAAGGAGGAACAUGUGUACUCUCCUAUCAACGACCAGCCAAACAUCGCAAGCAAGAGGUUGAGUGAAUUGAGAGAUAGAUAUAACGGUCAAAAUUUGACAUAUUCAAAUGUGGAUACCCAUGCAAACAAGGUUGAACGCACCUACCAACAAGACUUUGCAAAUUAUAAACCUAGAUUGAAAUCCAUUGAGAGCCAAAGUUCGGUUACUCCAUCUGCUCCUCGACAUAACAAUAUUAGAUCCAACAGUUUGCCAUACCAGGAGACUACCUCCAAGAACAAUAUUGGAAAGUUGCCUGAGAGAUCAUUUACAGAUAAUCUAGAAUAUCAUCCAAAAAGAAAGCAGCCACCUCCGUUGAUACUUGACAACAUGAAUAUGGAAGAAGGGUUUGAACAUGCGGAUGAGGAAGAUGGAAAAACAGUUCUUGAACUGUACCCAAUUCAACCACUAGAAAAGACCUACAUGCAAGAGUACCAGAAAUCUGAUUAUAGUCUUACACAACAGGGCAAUGAAUUAGCUUCACAAAGUGACCAAGUUCUGUCUUGGAAGCUCGGGAAUUCCCAGUUGGUUAACCCCUUCAUGAACUCUACCGAGGAGCUUUCCACGCCAUUAGUCGAAUCAGCAGGUUUCUCCAAUCAGAUGACGUAUCGGGACAACGAUUCCAUUCCAGAGGAACAAAACAAAGACGGCUCCAAAGAAGUUGUAGCGUCUAGAUCUGAAGUGUACCCUGUCAACGAUGGUGUCUUUGAUGAACUAUUAGACGAUAUCAGUUUUAGAAAUACUAAUAAUGAAGAUACACCAUAUCCGGUACGUGGGGUGUCAAAGUAUUUCAGUAGUGACUAA
Molecule: messenger RNA, 1905 nt
Organism: Candida tropicalis MYA-3404
Lineage: Eukaryota; Fungi; Ascomycota; Pichiomycetes; Serinales; Debaryomycetaceae
Gene: KCH1
Product: Kch1p
Exons: 1
Coding region: 1-1905 (634 amino acids)
Biological process (GO): potassium ion transmembrane transport
Cellular component (GO): plasma membrane
Molecular function (GO): potassium ion transmembrane transporter activity
Source: RefSeq, a predicted model, not a curated record